GUUCUUCUUUUAUUGGAAGGAAGUGUGAUAACACUAUGUUAGCUUUAAUGACUGAUAUGGCAUAUAUUGCCAGGAAAUAUUAGUAAGCCGUCAUUCUUAGCUCUUGUCUUCUUCGAAGCAACAUACAUACUUGUCUGGUGACUUCUCGUAUUGACUUUGAACGACAAAAAUAAUUUUCAGUAACUCUUUACGACUUUUGUUCCCUGAGGAAUACCCUUAUGUCUCCUAUACCUUUCGACAGCACAUCUAUUCGUGGCGAUUACGACAUGAAUCGUUUACACGCCGCGUCUUCUCUUCUAUCACUUGGUAGUAAGUGUGACCUGUCACCGAUCACCAUAGAAACUCAGGAACCUGACUUCAACAAGGCCAUUGCAUCCGUCAUCUGGGCUCGACAUCAUCACUUUACUCCAUCCACCAUCUUCAAAUGUGGCGUCCCCAACUGUCCUCUUUGCCCUGCAGUGGAGACGUCCAAUACUCAUCUGCCUGGACAGAAAGGUCUUCAACGAAGUGAUCAGGUAGCAUCGAAGUCGUCCUGUCGUUCAUCCGUCGUCAACUGGCUAGUUUCAUCGUCGUCGUCCGCGUCAACGGCUCCAGUGACCAGGACCUCUCCAGCGUUGUCGUCUCAUCUUGCAUCUGUCCAACGGUCAUGGCCAGCUCCGUCAUCACUCACUGGCACAGUUUACUCGAACUCUGAUACCGAAGGUUCCCGAUCUUCUCCGACAAACUCCGUGUCCUCUUCUUUGUAUGUUAACGAUCAAUCCAAUAACGCCCGACGUUUUCCGACCGUCCCCACUUCCAGUUCUCCAAUGGACAUCCAUUCUGAGAGACAGCUACCGUUCUCCUGCAAGUUCUGUCCCAAGCGAUUCGCUCAGGCUUCCAACUGUUCGGCUCAUCAACGAAUCCACACAGGAGCUCGUCCUUUCCAAUGUCCAUCCUGUCCCAAGUCGUUCGCUCAGAGGACGUCUCUUCGUACUCAUCUACGCACUCAUACUGGAGAUCGUCCCUACUCCUGUCAGGAUUGUCAACAACGAUUCGGGGAUCUUUCUACUUUGACCAAACAUCGUCGUACUCAUACCGGUGAACGUCCCUACCGCUGUCAUCAUGAAGGUUGUGAAAGAGCUUUCGCACAGUCUGGCAAUCUAAAGAGGCACUACAAGACACAUCUCCUAGACAGGAAGCUGGAAAAUAUCACUGUUUGAAAAAGAGACUGAUUGAAUGACUAUAAACUCUAAGAGAACAAAUAUUUUGCAAUAUUAUAACAGAUUCAUGUAUGGUUUUAUCACUGCCCAUUUGCUUGCGUUUCAGUGACAAAGAACUCUCAUUCAUUAUAGUUGAUAUCAUUGGCAAUUAAGAUUAUAUUAUGUAAAGUUUUUGUACUUGAUAGUGUUGGUGGUAGUGACGUAAUUAAAACUUGAUACUCAAGUUGAACAUGUA
Messenger RNA from Lytechinus pictus (painted urchin), 1434 nucleotides. RefSeq names its product replication initiator 1-like. The coding region runs from base 219 to 1199 and encodes 326 amino acids. The transcript has 2 exons. The record is from RefSeq and is a predicted model, not a curated record. Lineage: Eukaryota; Metazoa; Echinodermata; Echinoidea; Temnopleuroida; Toxopneustidae.